GAGAUACUAAAAGAUAUUUUGUCCAUCUUUAUGUAUCCAUUUCAUUUCAUUUUGGCAUGUUUCUGGGUUUAUGACUAGUCGAGUAUCCUAACCUCUGCCAUGGAAGUUUUAGAAGAAGAAAAUCAACCUCCAAAGCGGGUCAAAACCCACGAACCAUUGGACCCAGAAGAAGAAAAAGAAGAUAGAAUAAGCUCAUUACCAGAUUUGAUUCUCGAUGAAAUCCUUUCUCGUCUAGACUCCACAAAAUACGCAAUCAGAACAGGUACUCUUUCGAAACGAUGGCAACAUCUUUGGCUUUCAGCAUCUAGUCUAUCUUUUGCAGAUCAUCAUAUGAUGAAGUACUCCCCUUCAGAUUAUACCCAUAUUUUUAUAAACAACAGAACAUUAUCUGAUUUCUACAAGUGUGUUGAUGAAACCCUAACUCAGUGUCAUCAUCCCCAGUUUAAGAAUCUCAAUAAAUUCUGUGUCCGUGCCGAUUACGAUAAUCGGUUUGAAUCCCAUGUCGACAAUUGGAUUAAUUUCGCUACUAGUAGUAAUGUCCAAAAACUUGACUUGUUUUUAGAUACGGGAAAUGAAGUAGCUCUAUAUGUAUUGGAAGAUGACUCGUUUUUCAUCAACUCCCAUUUUACCCAUCUCGUUUUAAAAGGAUGUAUAUUAUAUUAUCCUAGUGGGCGCAUUGCUUGGAAAAACCUUACGCAUUUAACUAUAAUGAAUAGCAUAUUAAACCAAGAUUUGAUGGAUAAUAUUCUAUCCGGGAGUCCUUUAUUGGACACUUUGGCGUUGUUCGAUUGUUAUGGUUAUUCAUGGCUCGAUAUAACUUCCAAGACUCUUAAGAACUUGGAGUUCUAUGGAUACUUUUGUCAAGAGGAUGAGAAUCUUGACCAUAUAAUUAACAUCAAUGCUCCUUAUAUCACAUCGUUAUCCAUCAAGGGUACUUUGUUGUUAUGGAAGAUUUUGUUACGAGAUGUGUCUUCUUUAGUCAAAGCUGAAUUGGAUUAUAUCAAGAUGGGUCAUGAUGAGACGACACCUAAAGAAGAGAAAGAAGAGAUGCUUAUGAGGUUUAUACUACGCCUUCACCAUGUCAAAGAGCUCAAAAUUGGGAGAUGGUGUUAUCCGACUUUCCGUCGUUUGGAAGCCAAAGGUCUCAUUUUUCCAUCCAACUUGAAGGUUGUAAAACUUUCUUAUCAUGUUUAUGACAGUGAUGAUUCGACAGAGCUAGAUGAUUCCUCUGAUAACGACUCAUCUGUUGGUGACUCGUAGAAAUGUGUUAGUGGCUCGAUUGAAAACAUAGAUUUUGGAGAAACUAAUGCUUGAUGAUUGGUCCAGAGGAUGAGGUUAAUGGAUUAAUAGCAAUUCGAACUUUUUUCUAAACUAGACAUGGGACUUUGAAUUCUGGUUAAUUCCUAGGGCAGUAUAUUUAGCAGAUUUCAAACUAUGUAGUUGUUUGAUAGUUAUGUUAUGUUCUUUGUUUGUGUCA
Molecule: messenger RNA, 1477 nt
Organism: Erigeron canadensis
Lineage: Eukaryota; Viridiplantae; Streptophyta; Magnoliopsida; Asterales; Asteraceae
Product: F-box/LRR-repeat protein 25-like
Exons: 2
Coding region: 100-1260 (386 amino acids)
Molecular function (GO): protein binding
Source: RefSeq, a predicted model, not a curated record